AUGGGCUAUAAAGCCCUCGACGCACACAUGAAAGGGGAGAAACACAAGCGAUAUGCCGACAGUCAGGCAACAACUGUCCCCAUUCGGAUGUUUGCAGCAUCGGUCGGCCUAUCUACUGCAAAUGCCAAUGCUAACAUUGCACCCGCGUUGGUGUCUUCGGGGCCCAGUACAAGUACUACCUUCGAUACCUUGUCCAUCAUUGGGGGAAAUGAUGCUAAAGAGGGCAAAUGGAAGUGGAUGGUGCAACUAAACUUCACAACUGAUGGCAUCACUACGUGGGGCUGUGGCGGCACCAUCCUCAACGAUCAAGAAGAAGACUGGCGUCGAUCAAUGGUUGUGGUCGGCGCACGCAGCCUGGAUGAGGGGGUUGCCCGUUACAUGGCUAUAAAACAUUUCAUCAAACACCCGGAGUACCGAUCCUUUCACGGCGGCAAUCAGAACAACAUCGCCCUUAUCCAGCUGAAGAAAAAGCUGAAACCCGAACAUGUUACACCAGUGACUCUGCCCAACGCCAAUGAAGUCUUUGAUGAAUCAUCUGAAUGUUGGGUCACUGGCUGGGGGAAAGUUGGGAGGAAUGAACUGCCGGCUCCGAAAACCCUUCAGGAGGUGAAGCUUCCCAUCGUCCGCGCUGAUGUUUGCAAGAGCAAGUAUAAUUGGCUGUCUUCUGAUGUGCUUUGUGUAGGGGGCAAGUUAGGUGGCAUCGGUGCCUGCAAGGGGGAUGAGGGUGGCCCACUGGUGUGUAAAACUGCCAGAGGCUACGUGCAGGCGGGCAUCGUGAGUUUUGGGAAUGCUCAAGGCUGUGGUCUCCCUAAGGAACCUAGCGUCUACACCAGAGUGUCCAAGUAUCUGACCUUCAUCAACGAUUACAGCUACGCUUCAGGUGAGGUCUAA
Scomber japonicus (chub mackerel) is the source of this 891-nucleotide messenger RNA. Its product is annotated as tryptase-2-like. Bases 1 to 891 code for a protein of 296 amino acids. Gene Ontology annotation, biological process: proteolysis. The transcript has 5 exons. Lineage: Eukaryota; Metazoa; Chordata; Actinopteri; Scombriformes; Scombridae. Gene Ontology annotation, molecular function: serine-type endopeptidase activity. The record is from RefSeq and is a predicted model, not a curated record.